UCGUUAACAACCCCCCGCUGGCUAAGUACAUUGGGGUUCGCCACGUUGGAAGGGUCGAGUUGGUUUACCGAAAAGUCUAUGUGACAUUAUACAUAACAUCUCUCCCUGAACAGUGUUGAUUGUUGAUAGAAAAAAGUGCAAAUUAUAGAAAAGGGACUCAAAAAUGAAGGUGAAGGAACUGCUGAAGACGGUGAAUGUGGCCUGGUCGCCACCGGCCCAGCAUCCGAUCAUGCUGGCUGCCGGCACUUCUGCUCAACAGUUAGAUGCUAGUUUUAAUACAUCCGCCAGUCUUGACUUAUAUCUGUUAGGACUGCAGACACCUGGAUAUGACAUGGAGUUGAGGGCUAGUGUGCCCAGUGAUCACAGAUUCCACAAGAUCAUCUGGGGUUCCUACGGGGCCUCUCCCUCUGGAAUAAUCGUUGGUGGUUGUGACUACGGCACAAUAAAGAUUUACUCUGCCUCAAAGCUCCUCUCAAAUGAACAAGACAGCCUAUUGAGUAGUCCAAAUCGUCACACAGGUCCAGUUCGUGCCCUGGACUUCAACCCCUUCCAAACAAACCUGCUCGCCUCAGGUGCUACUGAAUCAGAGAUCUAUAUCUGGGACAUUGUAAACACGUCCACUCCAAUGUCGCCAGGUUCGCCCUCAAAUCCUCCAGAGGACAUCCAGUACAUUCAGUGGAAUAAACAAGUUCAACACAUACUGGCCUCGGCCUUCACCCAACGUUGUAUUAUCUGGGACUUGAGGAAAAAUGAGGCGAUAAUAAAACUCUCCGAUGCCAACUCCAAAAUCAGGUGGAAGACCCUUCAGUGGCAUCCGGAGAUGGCGACACAGUUGUGUUUAGCUUCCGAAGAUGAUCAGACACCGAUUAUUCAGCUCUGGGACCUGCGUUUUGCCUCAUCACCCCUGAGAACUCUUCAGCAUCAUCAACGAGGCGUUCUCUCCAUAGCUUGGAGUACUCACGAUCCUGACUUACUCCUUAGUUGUGCAAAGGACAAUACGAUCCUCUGCUGGAAUCCAAACUCAGAUACUCCAGGAGGUGAAGUUGUCUGUGAAUUGGCCCAAACGGCCCAGUGGAAUUUCGAUGUUUCCUGGUGUCCAAGAACCCCUGGCCUCAUUGUAGGCAGUAGUUUUGACGGCCAUGCUGUAGUGUACUCCUUGCUUGGCGGAUCUCAAGAACCUACUCAGGGAACAACCAAUCAGAUCGUGGACUCCUUCCCUGGAAUGGAUCCUUUCGUUCAGGCACCACCUUCACUGAAGUCAGAGCCAGCUCCAGCACUUGGAAAGGCUCCCAAGUGGCUCCGGAGGCCUGCUGGAGUAUCCUUUGGGUUCGGGGGGAAACUCACCAUGUACGAGAAUGAACCUAUAGAUAGUAAUGUUGGAACUCCUGCUAGAAGGAAUGUUAUUGUCUCGCAGGUGAUUACCAAUCCGGAGAUGAUUAAGAGAUCCAAUGAGCUGGAGAGUGCCUUGAAGAGUGAACAGUUCUUAGAUUACUGUCAGGGAAAGAUUGAGCAGGUGCAGGAUGAACAUCUGAGGAGGAUAUGGAAGUACGUUGGUGCAUAUUUUAGUGAGGACGUCACCAAAAAGUUUCUAGAGCUUCUGGGAUACAACGUACCCGAAAUAAAUGAAAAAUUACAAAAAUUUGUACCUGAAGAGGAUCUUACAAAACUCGCUGAUGGAGUAUCGAAGACCCAUCUCGAGACACUUCAAAAUGGAAAUAAUUUUGAUCCUACAGCUGCGUUCGAUGCUAUUGCCCAGCAAGAAUUGAAUCGAUCUCCAGUAAAGGUCAAGGAGACUGGUCUGAAAUUAAAUACCAGUGAUGACGAAGAUGGUCUGAUCACCCAGGCAAUUCUCGUGGGGAACAUUGAGGCAGCUGUUUCCUUGUGCUUCAACAGCAAACGCUACGCCGAUGCUGUCAUUCUCUCAAUGGCUGGCGGUCCAGAUUUGCUCGCAAGAACCCAAUACAGAUAUUUCUCGGAACACACUGGAGUCCUCAAUUCCCUCAUCAAUUUUGUAGUCAGCGAUAACUGGGCUGAGUUCGUUGGAAAUUGCGAUGUUAACUGUUGGAAAGAGACGCUUGUGGGGAUCUUUACACACUCCAAUACUGAGGAACGAUCUGCGCUUUGUGAGGCCCUGGGAGAUCGGCUGAGCUCUAAUGAUGAUGCCGAGUUGAGAAGACAGGCGCAGAUAUGCUACAUUUGCUCAGGGAAUCUGAGUAAAGUUAUUCAGGUUGGAAGAACUGGAGUGCAAGACACUGUGGAGCUUGUCAUGGUAAUGAAGAGGGCUCUGGAGAUGCAGGGAAGCAGGGAUGUUACUGUGGAUGGGCACAUCGGAAGGGUCUUGGCCCAAUACGCUGAGCUAUUGGCCUCUGAGGGUGACCUCGAUGCUGCAUUAGGAUAUCUGAAGAAUGGUGAGGAAGGAGGGAUGGGAAUGUUGAGGGAUAGACUGUGCAAAGCACUGCAGUAUGCUCAGACCGAGAGGCCACAACAAGGGCGAUUGGGACAGGGGCAAGUACAGAGCCAAGUACCGGGGCAUGGACAGAAGAGUCAACAAGCGAUUUAUGAUGGUGGGCAACAAGGACAGAGUGGAUAUGCACAGAAUCAACAUGGGUGGAAUGCCAACAACUGGAAUGUCAAUCCAAUUCAAAAUUCUUGGGGAAUGCCUCAGGUACCUCCUGUACAGACGGUGCAGCCUCCACCAUCUCAACUUCCUCCUCAACUUUCCCAGCAGCCUCCUAAACUCUACGGCCAACCCCAAACUAUUCUCUCCCCAACAGCCCCUCCCACUGCACCGCCACCAAUGCAGACUGCUGGCAGCUCGCACAGUGGCUCUAGGCCCUCCAGUGUGGGCCCCUCAUCCAGACCGAAGUACAUGAUCGAUCCGUCCGUAAAAAGUCCAUCAUCCUAUGGAGGAUAUGGGCAAGGCUAUCAGGCACCGACUCAAAGCUUUGGUUACCAGGGACAAGGGGUAUAUGGAGUUGGACAGGGAUAUGGAGAGACUGACGGAUUUAAGAGUCAACCGAGUUUGAUGACACCUACUUUACCGGCACAACGACCUCAGGGUAUUUUCGAUCCUUCAAUAGGCCAAGGAGCCCCGGGAGGGCAAUUCGGAGGGAACAAUGAACCCUCAGCUUAUCAAUCCCCACCACAACCCGCCGGAUGGAAUGAUCCUCCCAUUGCCAAGUCUCGAACUCAGCCACAGGCAAACGAUUUCUCAGUUCAAAAUCCAAUUCUUCAUCCGUUGAGAGGAGCGAUGCCACAACAAGAAUAUAAUGCACCUGAAGAGAAUUAUCAUCAAGACCCUCACAACCCCUACGGCCAGCCACAGUACAAUCAAAGCGUCCUCAGCCCAUCAAAUCAAUUCAACCCACCCAUGGGUUACGAGCAAAAUAAUCAACAUUCUCACCAGUACCAGCCACAACAGCAUCAACCUCCUGUUCAGGCAGCUAGAGUGGCAGAACCCGAGGCACCCAAGGCACCCAUUCCUGAGGAGCAUGUACAUCUAAAAACAAUAUUGGAUGAGUUGAAGGCCCGGUGUCACGAAUCUGCAAAAAAUCCACAGACUAAACGAAAGGUCGAGGAUGUCGCGAGGAAGCUUGAAGCUCUGUACGAUUGUUUGAGAGAUAAAUCUCUCUCACCAAGCACUCUCCAAGGACUCCAUCAAAUUUGCCAAUCGAUCCAGGGAGGAAAUUAUACAAAUGGAUUGGGCAUACACACUCAAUUAGUGUCAGGACCUGAUUUUAGCCGAAUCGCCCCCUUCAUGCCCGGAAUUAAAGUACUGCUGCAGAGUGCACUUCAACUUGGUGUGUACAUCACGUAAAACCGAAUCAACGAAAUUCUAACGUCUUUUUCUUACUCAAAGCCUUAACACAGAAGAAAAAUGAAUGAAAUGAUAAAUUAAUUACUGAAUCAGUGAGUUAAUUAAUAGUGAUUCAAUUGACAUUGAAUCCUACAUAAUUGGGUUAUCCAUUAAUUAUUGAUGAUCGAUUAACUUUUAUACUUUAAUAUAGAAGAGUCAACAAACCCUAGUUUUUAUUCAUUUUGCAUGUCCCAUUAGUAUUUCAAAAAGUUUUCUUUUCAAAUUUAAUUAAUCAAUAAUUGGAUGAUGAAGAAAAUAUUCUAUAUGGAUAUAGUACGCUGCCAAUUGUAAUUAAUUAAAUAUUAGUUAGUUAAUUAACUAAACACACUGUGCAAUUAUCAAUAAUUAUUGAAUUUAUAUUUAAAAAAAAAAUUAUUUUCGUUUGCUAUGAUUCAGAACGGGAAGAAAUUUAUUUAUAGUUAUUGGUUCGAGAUUUUAAUUAUUAGAGAUGUAAGAAAAUUUCUGUACGUGAUACGCCAAAGUACUUUUAUAAAUUCACUUGAAUAAAUUCAAUGAGAAAUGAAGAGAAAAUUUGACUAAAUGGUUAUGCUGACUGAAGUUCUUAGGGAAGAGUAAUUUUCAGAUGAAUAGGAUUCUUCAUAUUUUUUUUAUUGAAAGAAAGCAGAAGAGGACAUUGAAUAACCUGACGUUAGAAUAAUUUUCGAAUCAAUUUCAUUUUAAAAUCUUUUGUGUAUAGAGUUAUUAUAUGUCUCACCAAAAAAGAACUCGUCCGAAAGAAAGCUGUUAUAUUUCAUUUGAUUGAGAGAAGGCUUCCAGGUAAUUAUGAAUCAACAACAAUAAAUCCAAUGAAAUAAUUAUGUAAUAACCAACUGUAGUGUAAUAUUUUAAUAUUAAUAAUGAAGAAGUACAGAUGCCUUUAUACAGUAUGUAUAGACAAAGUCAUAAUAUAAUUCUCUUAAUUAUCUCA
Diachasmimorpha longicaudata is the source of this 4784-nucleotide messenger RNA. RefSeq names its product protein transport protein Sec31A (gene Sec31). Gene Ontology annotation, cellular component: endoplasmic reticulum exit site; COPII vesicle coat. The record is from RefSeq and is a predicted model, not a curated record. Gene Ontology annotation, biological process: intracellular protein transport; COPII-coated vesicle cargo loading; endoplasmic reticulum to Golgi vesicle-mediated transport. Gene Ontology annotation, molecular function: structural molecule activity; protein binding. Lineage: Eukaryota; Metazoa; Arthropoda; Insecta; Hymenoptera; Braconidae. The coding region runs from base 164 to 3817 and encodes 1217 amino acids. The transcript is spliced from 6 exons.